UCGGUACUACAGUAUGGGGAAUAUGCAGUACGUAUGCCCUCAACCCCUUACGUAUAUAGUCUACCUACAUGUACAUAGUAAAUAUAUGCGGCCGCGAAUGGCCUGGGUUUGUGAAGAACAAUGAUGUGUACACUCAUAUGGAAAUUUAGUUAACAUUUCUACAUACGUAAAUUGCUGAAAAAAGUAUUGUUCUUCAGGUCAUUUUAAAAUCCCAAGUUUCAAUAUAUUGUUAAAAAUAGCAGUAAAGUUGUAACAAAUGGCGGCAGAAGUCGAGGAAAGAGUUCCCAUACCCAACUUGGCUCUGAAUGCGUUACUUAUACCUGCAAUAAAAGAAACAGCCAAGUGCCAUCAUGUUGACCAAACAAUUCUAGAUAGGAUACAGGGAGCUUUUCAGAAGGCUGAGCUGCAAGCACCUGGAGUAUGUCAAGAUUUUGUGUCUGCAAUUCUCAAGCAAGAAUCCAUUCCUCAUAACAUGAAUGAGAUACUUCUUUUGCUGUCUGAAAAAGAAAUUGAUGCUUUGUUUAUUGAUCGACCCGAACCAGGAUUUCAAACACUGAACAAGAAGGCACAAAAGCUGAAAAAGACUUUGUGCCAAAUUCCGAAAGAAAUUCACGACAGAUCAAAGUUUCUACAAGCAAUAAAAGAAAUUGCCAGUUCGAUAAAGGAGUUGCUUGAUUCCGUAAAUGACGUUCUUAAGAGUUAUAUUACAACAGGACGAAUGAUGGAACAUAAAAGAAAUUUAGAAUUUCAUAAAAAGGAGUUUGUGAAGUAUUCCAGAAGUUUCAGUGAUACAUUGAAGCGAUAUUUCAAAGAUUCAAAGGAAGAUAGUGUCUAUUAUAGCGCUAACAAGUUGAUUAGUCAGACAAAUAGUAUCAUACAAGAAUUCCAGCGAGCCCUGAGGCAGUGAUAAUUGUAAUUUUGUAAAAAUCAAUGUAAAUAAUGACAAAAGAUAAGAAUAGAUAUAAGUUGAGUUAAAUAAGACAUGAGCCAUAAUCCUAAGUAUCAUUGACAAUAUUUCCUACAUUCUGUUGUAAGAUAAUUUAUGACAUUAUUUUUGUGCAAGUUAUUUUUGAUGUAAAUUGAAGUUUUUAGACGCGUCUGUA
Messenger RNA from Xenia sp. Carnegie-2017, 1103 nucleotides. Its product is annotated as programmed cell death protein 10-like. The record is from RefSeq and is a predicted model, not a curated record. NCBI's taxonomy places the organism in Eukaryota, Metazoa, Cnidaria, Anthozoa, Malacalcyonacea, Xeniidae. Gene Ontology annotation, molecular function: protein kinase binding. The transcript has 9 exons. Gene Ontology annotation, biological process: positive regulation of MAP kinase activity; regulation of Golgi organization. Gene Ontology annotation, cellular component: FAR/SIP/STRIPAK complex; Golgi apparatus. Bases 257 to 907 code for a protein of 216 amino acids.